Annulohypoxylon maeteangense is the source of this 2881-nucleotide messenger RNA. RefSeq names its product actin-related protein, ARP8 class. Gene Ontology annotation, cellular component: Ino80 complex. The record is from RefSeq and is a predicted model, not a curated record. The transcript is spliced from 3 exons. Lineage: Eukaryota; Fungi; Ascomycota; Sordariomycetes; Xylariales; Hypoxylaceae. Bases 256 to 2487 code for a protein of 743 amino acids. Gene Ontology annotation, biological process: double-strand break repair; regulation of DNA-templated transcription.
GGGAAAGAAGGACGAAAGCUUGAAGAUAAAAUUCACUGUAGACAAAAAAAAAUUAAAAUCUCACAAACUCGAUAACAAUUUCUAAAAUGAAUCCGUAAUCUUUACUACUCCCAACCAGUCUCAACCUCUCAACCGCUCAACCACAAAUGUUUGCAUAGGAAUCCAUCUAAAUGCAGCUAUCAUAACAUCUUCUAUCGUCAUUAUCAUCACCAUUACCAUCGCCAACAGUGUCGCUACUUAUCCUAAGCUGCAAUCAUGGUUGGCAAAGUCAGCGAGAAGGUCCUCCUUCGGGAAGGACUCGAACGAACCGAUAAUAGCAUGAAGCAGACUAGCUGGCCCGAUGUCACUCCAAUCAAUCAGAAGAACUACUAUACUGAUUACAUGAAACGCGAUGACCAAGUACUUGCCCUUCGACUACAAGCAGAAGCGAAUAGAGAUCGACUUGUUCAGAGUGCUAAAGACCGUGAUCGAGCCCUCGCGCGUAACGGACAAGCUGAGGUUCCCCUUCCUGUUGCCGAUAUUCCACAAGACGAUGUCGCUCCGGUUGCCACCGAGGGUUUGGAACCGUCCAAAGUUAUCGUAAUACAUCCCGGAAGCCAGAAUCUCAGAAUAGGUUUUGCCAGCGAUGCCUUGCCCAAAACUAUCCCCAUGGCCAUCGCAACCAAAUUUCCCCAGACAGAGUCCGAGAUGUACGAGGCCCUUCCACGGCGUCAAUUUGAGGCCAAGACUAUAGACCAACAAUACGGUGAGGAGUGGUCUAAGAAGUAUCAGAAGCAGUGCAACGAAUUAAAGGUGGAUAUGCGAGCGAGGAAACUAAAAGUAUUACCCAACUCUAAAGAGCUGGUGGUAAACUACAACAGACGAACGGAAUCGGAAGAGAUAGCAUUACACAACGACCCUCUACAAAUCGAAUGGACCGACGUUAAGAGUUUGGAGGACCCCGACUCCGUAGCAUCAUGCUUCAUUGGCCAAGCUGCCCAGCGUAUACCUGACGAUUCAAAUCCCAAAUUCAAGCUAUGGUGGCCUAUACAAAACGGCUGGUUGAAUGAAGAUGAUUACACAACCGCUGAACACCUAUAUGACGAUUUCGAGACCCUCUUGGACAAAGCCAUCAGGCAAGAGCUUGGUUUAACCCGGAAUAGCGCAUGGAAGAAUUAUAGCUGCGUUUUCGUCAUCCCUGAUCUAUAUGACAAGAAGUAUGUGGAACAGAUUCUCAAGUCGUGCAUGACUUGGUUCGAGUUCAACAAGAUAUGCUUUAUACAAGAGAGUAUGGCCGCGACAUUCGGUGCUGGUUACACACAAGCUUGCGUAGUGGACGUCGGAGCCCAAAACACAUCGAUCGCCUGUGUUGAGGAUGGACUCUGUGUCGAAGACUCGCGAGUCAACCUGAAAUAUGGUGGUUAUGAUGUUACGGAGACCUUUAUCAAGAUGAUGCUAUACGACAAUUUCCCCUACCAAGACAUCAACCUUCGAAGACGAUACGAUUUCCUUCUAGCAGAAGAGCUGAAGAUCAAAUUCUGCACAAUGAUCCAGAAGGACAUAUCGGUACAGCCUUGCGAUUUCCACCUUCGCGCACCGAACCAAUCGACGCGCAAGUAUCUAUUUAAGACGUACGAUGAAGUCAUUCUCGCCCCAAUGGGCUUCUACGAACCCUCCAUCUUCGACAACUCGGCAAAAAUACGCAGCCGACGGAAGCUUGUCGAUCGUUCCUACAACGCUUACGAUGUCGAAGUACCUGAUGAUCCAGUAUCUGCGGCGCAGACAGCGAUCUUGGCUCUCAUUAAGCCUUCCGUGGUCUCCAAUGCUAACGGUUUCCCAACCUUGCCUACCGACCCCAACGUAGCCACCCCCAUGAAGGAGAAGUCUCAGCCCUUCUCCAGCUUCCUAAGAGGCGACCUCAACAACGGCACACCCGGCGGCUCAGCCGCGGCCUCGCCGGCCCCCGAAGGAGCUGCGACUCCCGUCCCCCCAACAUUCCUCUUCGGCGCCAACGGCACAGUGACAGGAACCGGUAGCCCGGCCCCCAACGGCACAGCUACCGCUCGCAACGGGCUUUCCCCGGCGCCUCCGCCAGGCAUGUUCGUCGACUCAGCGGCACGCACGGCAAAGGCGUUGGCCGCAGAGCGUGACGCCGUCUUACCCGUGGUGCCUCUGGACAUCGCGAUCCUGACGAGCAUCCAGAACGCGGCCAAGGGCGACGAUAAGAAGCUGCGCGAUUACCUAGGCAGCAUCAUGGUCGUUGGCGGCGGAUCUAAGACCGCAGGCUUCGCCGGUACCCUCGAGGAGAAGCUGAAGGCGCGCCGCCCCGAGCUCUCCGAGCGCAUCCUCAUCACCCGCUCCGCCCGCGACAUGGACGAGCAAGUCGUCGUCUGGAAGGGCGCCAGCGUCUUCGCCAAGCUCCCCGCCAACGACUCCUGGAUCACCUCCUUCGAGUUCGAGAGGCUGGGCGCUAGGGUCUUGCAUCAUAAGGUGCUUUGGGCUUGGUAAUCUACUCUUCUAAGUCCCUACUAGAUACGUACCUACCUAAUUACCAUGAUUUGAAAUAAAGGUCGCAAGAGUGCGUGCGUGCUUUAGGAAUAGAGAAAGGUUUUUUCUUCCGAAUUCUUUUUUUUCACGCGUUCUACGUGCUACGCAUUCCUAAAUAUCGCGGGAGGAAAAGGUUCGUGGCUUACUUGCCUAGGUAUCUACUUAUCUAAUGACUCUUCGUCGGGACUGGACCGAGGAAGUAAGUAAGUGCGUGGUGUGUUUAUUACCGGAGUAUCGUCGUCGUCGCGAUACUCCCGAGGGACGGCUGGGCUUGUAUGGCGUUGGUGGUGAAGUUCUUGUUUUUCUCGUCACAGAUAGGAAGAAACGAAAAGCGAAAUACAAAUGAAUUCUUGCA